CCAGCCAUCCCUGUGGAAAAUUAACCAUGCAUCCACAUCUAGUGUACCAUUGAAGAAAGACCAACCAUGCAUACUUCAUUAUUAGGCAGGUCAUUGUUGAUCAGUCGGUGGUUUGAACAAUUUUCAUCAAUUUUUUUUUGCUGUUAAUUCCUGCUAGUUGCCGUGUCAACAUGGUAUUGGUCUCCAUACCUUUAUUCUUUUUCAAUAUCCUAUGGUUUUAAAAAAAUCUGGCAUCUUUAAUUACCUCUCUUUCCUAAAAUUAUGAAACAUUUCUUCAAAUUCAUAUUCUUAAUUUGCAGAUACAUUUGAUAUUGUGAAGUUUAGACCUUCUCAGGGUCAUUUAAAUUGAAAAAACAAGACAUGAGUAGGACUUUCAUGACGUUACUAUUACCUUUUCUUGCUGCUGCUGCUGCUCCUCCUCCUUCAGAUCAGCCAUGCUAAUUAAGCAUAGUCUUUCAGUUGCAAGAACCCCACAAUUUUCUGCCUGAUGUAAUUAAGUCUAGACUUUGCAACUCAAUGAUGAGAGAAGAAAUAAGAUGAUUACAGGUUCAAGAGAAAAGGUUUUUCAAGCAAAGGGAGAGGGAGAUGCUGCUAAUGACAACAAGUUAUCCAAGGCAGCACCAUCUACUCCUUCAAGACAUUGGUCAGCAUUUAGGAAUCCAAGAAUUGUGCGAGUGUCGCGAUCUUUUGGAAGAAAAGAUAGGCAUAGCAAGGUUUGCACUGUGAAGGGAUUGAGGGACAGGCGAAUCAGGCUUUCUGUGCCCACAGCCAUUCAGUUAUAUGAUCUUCAAGAUAGGCUGGGGUUGAGCCAGCCUAGCAAGGUAAUAGAUUGGUUGCUUGAUGCCACUAAGAAUGAUAUUGAUAAGCUUCCAACUCUCCAGAUUCCUCAAGGAUUUGGCCAAUUCCAUGAUCAGCAGAUGCUGCUUUCUCAGCUAUCAAAUUCAUCUCUUGUUCCUAGUUUCUUUGAUUCGAAUUCGGAUGGAGGAUUUCACUCCCUAGGAAUAAAGAUCAAUGGUAAUAGUGAAGCUUCAUUGAGAUCAGGAAGAAGUAAUGAAGUUGAAGUUAGUAUUGCUGACAAAGGAAAGUGGAUCAAAACAAAUGAACAAGAAAAUCAAAAUUGGUUUUGCAAUUACACUACUACUGGAAAAGUCUCAGCUCAAAAGUUCUUUCCUCUAACCAGUAGUAGUACUCAAUCUUCCUUACCUGGUUUGCCAAACAAUCCCAUUUCCUUCAAUCCCUACUUCCAUUGGGAUCAAUUUCCGAUCCAUGGAUUUCUACCCAAAUCAGAAACUUCCCUCAACAGCAACAGCACUGUUUCAUUGCCACCAUCAUCAUCAUCACAACCUUUUUCCUCUGCUUCUCAAUUCUUUCUAUGUCCGCUCGCAACAAUGUCUUCAUUCUUUCCGCAAUAUCCUCCUUAUGCUGCCACUCCCUUAGAGAAUGAGUCGAAGGAAAUCAACCAUUUCCGGUUGCUGAGCUCAGGUUCACAGCAUAUCCUGCCAAAUUCUCGUGCAAAAAGCUAACCAAUGGAGAAAUUUCUCAUUGAAUGGAAAUCCUGGAUUUGCUCAUUCUCAUCAAAGUAACAAUGUAAGGCAGCCUGUUCAUAAUGCCUCGCCACAUGGCUAUAGUUUAAUAAGUUCAAGCAGAACUCAGCAAGCACAUGGUCUGGGCCUCUAGGGAGAAGUAUUGGAUUAUAUAUAUAUAUAUAUAUAUAUAUAUAUAUAUAUAUAUAUAUAUAUAUAUUGCUGCUCUAAAAUUGAAAAUGCUGCCUCAUUUCAUCCCAAUGCAUCAUCAUGGAAGCAAUAUCAACUUGGAGUCAAUUAAUCGCCUGUCGCCAUGUUCAGUUGUUUCCUUCUAAUACAAGUAAGAAGCUAGUUAUUUCUCCCGUGUUAACUAGUUUUAUUUAUACAUACAGAUAUGAUUAGCAGAUAGUGAAAGCUGAAGUUUGUAAUGUGGCAAUCUUAUAUACAUUUGCAUUUUUGGGUUUUAAUUCAGUUCUUGGAAUGCUUGAUAAUGCACAUUGACGAGUGUUAUAA
Hevea brasiliensis (rubber tree) is the source of this 2036-nucleotide messenger RNA. RefSeq names its product transcription factor TCP5. The transcript is spliced from 3 exons. Gene Ontology annotation, cellular component: nucleus. The record is from RefSeq and is a predicted model, not a curated record. Gene Ontology annotation, molecular function: sequence-specific DNA binding; DNA-binding transcription factor activity. Bases 537 to 1523 code for a protein of 328 amino acids. Lineage: Eukaryota; Viridiplantae; Streptophyta; Magnoliopsida; Malpighiales; Euphorbiaceae.